AUGAUGGACGAAAUUGAUUACGAAGAAGAAGAGCCAUAUUAUCAUGAUGAUGAUUACUACUCGGAUGAUCAAGAUACCGGUUCAUCGAAUGGCAGCCAUCGAGGAUUGAUCGUCGAGUUACGUGAGCCCACUCCCACUGAUGUUUCUUCCUUGUUGUUGUUGGGAGCUGAGUCUUCAUCCAAAAAGCCUUCGUCAUCAUCAACGACCGGAACAGCAACAACACAAGAAUCCCUCUCUCCACAAGAAACCAAUGAUCUACUUCAACGUUUACCUCCCAUUGAAAGGCCUGUUGAUGAGGAGAAUCAAGACUUUUUCAUGAGAGAGAAAUCACUCAAGCCUCCACGUACUGCUGAGACCAUUCAACAAACUUUUCCUCCUGAACAAACCUUGGAAAAACCUGAACAAUUGAAACAGGAAGAGGAAGCCUUGAAUGGAUCCUCUCUCCGUGUAUUGAGAUAUUUACCUGAGGGGAAAGUCGAUCGAUCUGUUCCUCACAUUAGCAUUACCUUCUCACAGCCCAUGAUUGAGUUGUCGAGCGUGGAGAAUGUGGAGAGUGUCAAUGUUUUGGAAUUUAUUGAAAUUAGUCCAAUGCCAAAGAAUGGUGGUCGAUUCAAGUGGAUUGGCACGAAAACUGUCUUGUUUGAACCAUUGUAUCGAUUUGACAUGUCCACACGAUACACGGUCACUAUUAAGGCUCACAAGGCCAAGUCAGCCACUGGUGGCAUAUUGGAAAAGGAUGUUGUUUUUGCAUUCGAGACACCAAGAUUGAACAUGUUGAACAAACUUCCACAUUCAACCGUUGCUCCUCUGAAUGAAUUUCCAGUUUUCUAUAUGGAGUUUGAUCAAGAGAUUGACCCUGCUGUUUUAAUGAAACACAUUGCAGUGAAUAGUGGUUAUAAUACUCAAUUAGUGCUUAAUGAUGGACGUUCAGACCAGAAUGAGCAAGUGAAAAAAUUCAUUGAAAACUUGCUCAAUGAGUACAAUAUGCUGAAACGAAACUCUUCAAUUUAUUAUGCAGUGACCAACAAGUUGAGUAAUGCCCCUCCAAAUCGACACUUGUGGUUCAUGAUUGACGUCAAAUCAAAGAGAGUGGAGCUUUCUGAGAGCGUACAAGUUGUGUUGAGAGCUGGAGCCACCUCAUCGGAAGGUAAUCUUCCAACAGAGGCUGAUAUUAGUUUCUCAGUGAGCAAUUAUCCGAGCUUCACUGUCAAUAAUACCUACGGUGGAACAAAGCCCUUAGAGGCCUUCCAUCUCGUAUUCUCAAAUGGAAUUGAUUGUGAAGAGCUCCAAGAAGCUCACGUUAAAGUGACGCCCAGUAUUGAAAGAUUUGAGCUUCAACCCUCGUCAACAAGCUUGUUUGUGCGUGGAAAGAUCAUGGGAAGAACUGAAUAUGUGAUCGAGUUGAGUGAAAAUAUUCGUGAUGUUUACGGCCAGAAAUUGCAAGGUAAUAGAACCUUUAAAUUCAAUGUUGGAUCUGCCGCUCAGAGCUUAAAUGCCUUCCAGACCGGUCUUAUUGUUUUGGAUCCUACUGUGAACACAAAACCUGUGUAUUCAGUAUUCUCUGUGAAUCUUGCUGCUAUUCAUGUGCAAGUAUAUCAAGUGACGCCUUCCAAUUAUAACAGCAACUUGUUCUAUGUCGACAAAUAUUCAAAUUCUGUCAAGACGUUCCCUGGAAAGAAAGUUAUGGAUUCCAUCAUUAACACCAACGGAAAACAAGACGAACCAACCGUUACUGAAAUUGAUUUAUCCCUCUAUUUGCAAUAUCCAAAGGAAAAUCUUGGACAAUUGUUGGUAGUUGUUGAACCUGAUAAAAGCUCUUGGAAAGGAGACUGGAGAUACAGACCCGUGUAUGUUUCAUGGAAUCAAGUCACUAAGAUUGCUCUUGAUGGAUUCUAUGACUCAGCAGAUGGUACUAUUUAUUGCUGGGCAAACUCGUUGAGUGAUGGUUCUAUUUUGAAAGAGGGUAUCACUUUCAGACAGACCAAGGUAUCAACCGAUGUUAAACCAAGUAGCACUACAGGUGUAGCUACUAUUUCACACAAGAGCUAUGACGGGGCAGUAACAAUGGUUGCAAAUCUGGGUAAUGAUUGUUGUUUUGUGCCAGAUUUGUAUUUGAGGUGUUAUAAGAAAAAUGGUUGGUUGGCAUACAACAUGUUCAAUGAUAGAGGUCUCUACAAGCCCAAUGAGGAGAUUUUCAUUAAGGGAUAUGCUCGUGAUAUUAAGAUUGAGCAAUAUGGUCAACGCUACAAAGUGCAUCUUCCAAGCAAGGGCGCUUAUACAUAUGUAGUGACUGAUUCUCGAGGUGCCAAGUACCAUGAAGGCACUUUAAACAUUUCAGAGAGUGGUUCAUUUGAUUUGAAAUUUAAGAUUCCAGAUAAUGUCAACCUUGGUACUCAUAUAUUGACAGUGAACGGUCUCAAUAUGACCACAACAUUUAAAGUUGAAGAAUUUAGAACCCCGGAGUUUACAGUCUCUUCGUCCAUUCCUCAAUUGAGAUAUGUGGUAAAUGGUGUCACUAUUUGCAAGACAAAGGCUGAAUAUUAUUCAGGAGGUUCUUUAUCCGGAUCCAAGUGCCAAUAUAUUGUCAAGCAAUCUGAAGCACACUACUCUCCACCUAAUUUCUCUGAUUAUUCCUUUGGUACAACGAUUAACAACCCCUUCUAUAGUUAUUAUGGUUACAGCAGCAAUGACUUCUUUGCUCCACCACCAGCUAAAUUCGAAGGCAUCAUCGAUGGGGAGGGCCAACAUGAAUUGGCUAUUUCUUUUAAGGAAAGCGAGAGGCUCAAAAAGUGUCCAGUUAACAUCACUGUCGAGUCUACAGUACAAGAUAUUAAUCGUCAAACCAUGUCGAGCACAUCAUCGUUUUUGGUUCAUCCAUGUAGAUUGUAUUGCGGCUUGAAGUUGGAAAAGAUGUUCACCAAGCCAAAAGUUCCUGUGAACCUUUGCCUUGUAUGUUGCGACAUUGAAGGUAAUACUGUGGAAAACGUUGACAUGGAGCUUGUAGUUAAGACCAAGGUCGAGAAGAAAAAGGGCUACUCUAUUGUACAGGAAGACGUUGAAGCUUUGAAAACCACUAUCAAAUCACAAAAGGAGCCAAUCAAGUAUCCUGUUAGCUUUGAUAAGAGCGGAAUUUAUGUGUUUAAUGUAAGCAUCAAGGACCCUGAGACUCACUUGACAAAUACUUGCGCUGGAUCGCUUUACAUUACUGGGGGGUCAAAGAGUAAGAAAGACGUAGUGGGAAGUCGCCUUGUACGACAGAAUGUUCUCAUGGUUCCUGACAAGACAGAAUAUCAAGUCAAUGAGGAAGCUAAGAUUAUCAUUCAAUCUCCAUUCGAUUCAGUUGCCACUGGACUUGUCACACUUUGCUUGAACUCUGUAACAGAAACUUAUCCAAUUACCAUUGAUCCAAACGUUGGAUCUCUUGAAUUCAUAGUUCCUAUCAAGAAGGAAUACAUUCCCAAUGUAAAGGUCACUGUUUCAUUGCAAGGAAGCGAAUCGAGAACAGACUCUCUUGGAAAUGUCAUUACCUCAAUUCCUAACCUACCUGCUUAUGCACGAGGUGAUUGCCAAUUGAACGUUUCACGCCGUCAACACUUGUUAACUGUUGAAGCUGUGCCAGAAAAGCAAUUUGUGACUCCUGGAGUCUCAACAUUUAUUGAUGUGAUUGUUAGAGAUGAAAUGACAAAGACCCCUCAACCAAAUUCUGAGGUGUGUGUCGUAGCUGUUGAUGAAGCAGUGCUAGCAUUGACUGGAUAUCGCAUUAGUAAUCCGAUUUCCUCCUUCAUUAAUAAUAACAGUGUAAGCUUACACGAAUUUUCGUUGAGAGAUCAUUUAUUCGUGAAGACCAAUUUGGAUGAAAUUUAUGUAGAGGCAUCAAGUGAUUCUUCUGAAUGUGAGGGCGAGGAUGAAAAUUGUUGUGAUGACUAUGACAAUGAUAGUUUUGGUGGAUGUAUGGAAUGUGCUUGCAUGUCUUGUAACUCCCGAACAAAUUCCAUCCAAAAAUGUUGCUGUAGGAGCAAAAGCGAUGAAAAAUGUAAGGAGUGUGAAGAAGAAGGUGGUGAGGCUCCUCGAAAACCCCAAAAACCAACCAUAGCUCUUAGAAAGAACUUUAAUCCUGUUGCCGUGUUCAGUCCAGUCAGCAUGACUGACUCUGAGGGUAGAGCUCGAGUGAAUUUCACACUGCCAGACAACUUGACAAGAUAUCGAGUGACUGCUGUUGCAGUUCAAAGAGAAGACCUGUUUGGUUUGGCAGAGAGUUCUAUUGUGGCACAACUACCUCUAGCAAUUCGGCCAUCUCUUCCACGAUUUUUGAAUUUUGGUGACCGUGCGGAAUUUACAUGUGUUUUGCAAAAUCAAACAAUGGCUAAUUUGAGUGUUCAUAUUGCUAUCGCGUAUACAGGUUUAGAAUUGUUGGACACUUCAAAGAGAGGUUUGAAAGUCCUCAUUCCAGCAUUGCAGAGAGCAGAAAUUAGAUUCCCAAUGCAAGCCAUCCAAGUAGGUGUUGCUAAAUUCCAAGUGGGUGUCUCUGUGAGCGACUCUUUCAUUAACUUCUCUGAUGCAGUUGAGAAGGAGGUUCGAGUUUUCACACCAGCAACUACUGAGGCCUUUGCAGUGUAUGGCGAAAUGGAUGACACUUGCAACGUGUUUCAACCUGUCAAAACGCCAGGAAAUGUCUACACACAAUUUGGUGGAUUGCAAAUUACUACAAGUAGUACAGCUCUUGCUUCUCUCACUGAUUCAUUCCUCUAUUUGUACAACUAUCCAUUUGACUGUACUGAGCAAUUGUCAAGUAGAGUGCUGUCCAUUGUUGCCUUGAAAGACGUUCUUUAUGCUUUUAAAGUCAAGGAUAUGCCAAGCGAGAGCACAUUGCUAAAGAAACUUGAAAACAUGUUGUCCAUUCUAUACGGAAGACAGCAUCCAAAUGGAGGUUACGGUUGGUGGACUUAUUCCAAUGGUUGUGAAACGAGUCCAUAUCUUUCUUGUCACGUUGGUCAUGCAUUUGCUAGAGCCAAGAAAGCAGGUUUCACAUUGAAUGAAACAUGUGUCUCCAAGCUUGUCAAUGUUCUCACAAACAUUCACAAUUACUUUUAUCAUUAUUAUUCAGAAGAGUCUAAGAGGAGUAUUCGUGCAUAUGCCUAUUAUGUUUUAGGACUUUUAGGCAACUCCAAUGCAGCUCAAUUAGCUGAAACUUUAUACAAGGAAUGUGGUGGCGUUGGUGCAAUUCCACUAGAUUGUUUAGCAUGGAUUGCCAAUACCAUCUUCUUGGGAAAUCGUUCAAACAUCACUUCAACAGUUUCUGAGAUUUUGAACUACAUGCUCAUGAGAGUAAAUGAGACUCCACAAACUGCCAACUUUGUGACCAAGUAUGGAGAUGAUGUUACUGCCAAACAAAUCAUGCUUCACAGCGACAGAAAAGUGGAUGGUAUUUGCUUGGAGGCACUCAUUACCAUUGCUCCAAAGAAUGAUUUGAUUGCCAAAGUUGUGAAAGGUUUGUUGGCUCAUAAAAAGAAAGGACGAUGGGGCAACACUCAAGAAAAUGUAUUCAUCUUACUUGCCCUCAAUACGUAUUUCCAUGUUUUUGAAGGUGUCACUCCACAAUUUGUUGUGAAAAUGUGGUUGGGAGAUGAUUUUUGUGGUGAACAACAAUUCCAUGGACGCAAUAAGGAUGAAAACAUGUUGACCAUCCCAAUGAAACAAUUAGAUGAAGAUGCAUCCAAGACUCUUGUGAUCUCCAAAGAAGGACCUGGAAGACUUUACUAUCGACUUGCAAUGGAUUAUGCACCAAAGAAUUUAUUAUUACCACCAUUGGAUUAUGGAUUCCAAAUUCAAAGAACCUAUGAAGGUGUCACCAAUCCAUCUCAUGCACAAUUCGAUAAGGAGCAGAAUUGUUGGAAAUUCAAAGCUGGAGAAAUGAUUCGUGUCAAGAUUAAUUUCACCACCACUUCAAGACGUUAUCAUGUUGCAUUGGUAGACUUUUUACCAGGUGGUUUGGAAGCACUUAAUCCUGAAUUGAAGGGAGCUCCACAAGCUGCUCAACAACGUACAAGUUCAUGUUGGUGGAAUUGGCCAUGGUAUGAACAUCAAAACAUUAGAGAUGAACGUGUGGAAGCAUUCUCUAGUUUAGUUUGGGAAGGAAGUCAUUCAUUCAAUUACAUUGCACGUGCAACAAGUAUUGGAAGCUUUGUCAUUCCACCUACAAAGGCAGAAGAAAUGUACAGUCCUGAAAUAUUUGGUCGUUCCUCUACCAUGUUUGCACAAGUUUAUGAGUAG
Molecule: messenger RNA, 6270 nt
Organism: Naegleria lovaniensis
Lineage: Eukaryota; Heterolobosea; Eutetramitea; Acrasida; Naegleriidae
Exons: 1
Coding region: 1-6270 (2089 amino acids)
Molecular function (GO): endopeptidase inhibitor activity
Source: RefSeq, a predicted model, not a curated record